AUGGACGGCUUUACGAGGAAGAUGGCUGCAAGGCUUUUGGGAAAGCUUGGCCUAGGCGACCUCGUGACGCCAUGGGGGAAAUCAGGUGGUGCCACAGAUAGGGCAUAUAUGGGUGACACCAAUUCAGGCAAGGGCCUCGCUGAGCAGGGCGUCGAUGCAAGGGGCGCCGCCCAUGGUGCAGACAAUGCCAUAAGAGGCGAAAGUAGGGGCACCCAUGGAGUUGGAGGCGACGCCACAAGGGGUGAAGUGAGAGAUAUUGCUGGCAAUGCCAUAGGAGAUCAGGACAACGCCUUUGGUGUGGGAAUCAGAGUGGAUGGAGGCGCUGGCUCCAUUGGCAAUGGCACCAAGGGCUCAUACAACAAUGCUUCGGGAGGCUUAGGUGGCGCCUUGGAUUGUGGGGCUAACGUCGUUGUAGAGAGAAGAAAGGAUCAUGCCAUGCUAGGCAACGCCAACGCACAAGACGUCGCCUACAUUGCACCGAAUUCACUGGGUGAUGCCAAAGGUGCACCGGGUGUAGACUUGCGUGCAAUAGGCGACACCAAUGGAGGCUUAGAUGAGGAAUUCUACCACAACUUCUCAAUACAUUGGGCAUCACUUGCUCAUGUCCCAUCUUGA
Ilex paraguariensis (yerba mate) is the source of this 615-nucleotide messenger RNA. The record is from the annotation of a GenBank genome assembly. NCBI's taxonomy places the organism in Eukaryota, Viridiplantae, Streptophyta, Magnoliopsida, Aquifoliales, Aquifoliaceae.